CAGAGUUUGUUGCGAAACAUUUUUGAUCGGCAUGAAUUGGUGCGGUAUGAUGUAAAACAUGUUAUCUGCUCAGUUUGUGACACGGAGCAGCCUGUUGCUCGUGUUUGUACAAAUUGCGGUGUCAAUAUGGGAGAAUACUUCUGUGACGUGUGCAUAUUCUUUGAUGAUGAUCUUGACAAAGGACAGUUUCAUUGUGAUGAUUGUGGGAUCUGCAGAGUUGGCGGCGUUGAGAACUUCUUCCAUUGCAAGAAGUGUGGCUCUUGUUAUUCAGUUGCUUUGCGUAACAAUCAUUCGUGUGUAGAAAACUCCAUGCGACAUCACUGUCCUAUAUGUUACGAGUAUCUGUUUGACUCUUUGAAAGACACGACUGUUAUGAAAUGUGGACACACCAUGCAUUGUGAAUGUUACCAUGAGAUGAUAAAGCGUGACAAGUACUGCUGCCCAAUUUGCUCUAAAUCGAUCAUGGACAUGUCAGGAACGUGGAAGAGAAUAGAUGAAGAGGUAGGUUUUCAGUUAAUAUUUUUAACAGUCUUAAUUAUGAGUACAAAAUGUGCAUUUUUUCGCCUCCUCAAGCUACUCUGCAUAUCAAUAGUUGUUUUCUCAUCUUGCAAAUUAUGAUUUAUGGUUCAUAGCUAGUCACAAUACAAGAGGUUUUAAGUC
Messenger RNA from Olea europaea var. sylvestris, 660 nucleotides. RefSeq names its product E3 ubiquitin-protein ligase MIEL1-like. Gene Ontology annotation, molecular function: ubiquitin protein ligase activity; zinc ion binding. The transcript has 8 exons. Gene Ontology annotation, biological process: protein ubiquitination; ubiquitin-dependent protein catabolic process. Lineage: Eukaryota; Viridiplantae; Streptophyta; Magnoliopsida; Lamiales; Oleaceae. The record is from RefSeq and is a predicted model, not a curated record. The annotation marks the transcript as partial. Gene Ontology annotation, cellular component: nucleus.